AUGGAACAAAGUUCGGAGAAACGCGUAAAGUCAGAUACACCACAUUCAUACGCCAGAACCCCUCCAACGACAAUCCUUCGAGAUCCACCAUUUUUAAGCAGCACGUCGCGGAGGAACGCCAAAGGGAGGGAAAGGAAGGAAAAGAAGAGGAAGAGACAACUGUCGCCGUCUGGAGAGGAAGAGUACAUUCUCAGGGACAUUCUCAAAGAGGAAGUAAGGCGGGGGAAGCUCUACUACUUGAUUGAUUGGGAGGGCAUUGAUCCUAAUACAGGAAAGGAUUUUGAACACACUUGGGAACCGGCUGAAUACGCGAAUGAGGAAGCAGUGAGGGAUUGGAAAGCCAAAAAGAAACUACUUGCCGAGGAGAUUGCGGACAAGGACUUCUCGUCAAUCUCUAAUACUCAGAGCAGUGAACCUAUACGGGGUCCGAAGCGUAGGAGGACAAAAAGGCGAUCAUCAUCGAGUACUCCGAAGCGGCCUACGGGCACACCCGAAGCCUUAAAUACAGGCGCUUCCAAGGCCUCUUUGUUGAAUAGCCAGAAGAAACGCCCUCAUCACGGAUCUCCAGUAGAAAUCAAGGAUAGCUACGAGGAGGACACUAGUCUCAGUGUUGAUGCACGUCUGGCUAGGAAGCCCGUCGUUGAAAUAUCGUCCGCUUCGAAGAAAAUAGAUCCUAGCGAAUACCGUGUGGUUUCUAUAUAUUCUCAGGAUACUCAGCCAAUCCCUUCCUACAGUGAUUCCGAAGAAGAUAGCCAAGGGCCACGAAAAUCCCCUGUUCGAUUGUUUCAACGCCCUUCGAGACCCAGAAAUCCUUUCGAGGAAAUACCUAUCGAGGAACAGUCCCCAAUCGAUUCUCCUUCGGUCUCUGCUGCCAAGCUCCUUCCCGUCUCUUCUAGCGAAUCUAGUAAAGGUGCGGUUCUCAUCAUCCCCGAUUCUCAGGACUUAGGUGCAUCCGCGUCUUACGAAGUCAGUACCUUGCAGUCUACUGGGGUAACGUCCGAAGGUUGGGUGCACAGCCAGCCGAAUACCCAAGGACAGCUAAGUGAUAGGCCUCUAACCGCUCAUUCGGACAACUCGUCUCCUCAUACAAGAGGCUCUUUAGUCACAGAAAUCUCGCCGACAGGAUCUUCCAGUUACAGAGCUAGUAUCAGUCAUUUUCCGGAUUCAGGAUCUCAGAGUGAUAGCGGACCAAGUCAUCAGAGUGACUCGCUUAACCCUAUUACAGCAUCUGAGAAAUCAAGCUUGAAAAUUAAUGAGAGCCAGCGCUACAGCAUUGAUCAUUCCAAUUCCGAAAAAACAUCUUCUGACAACAGUGCAUUAUCUGGGGAACGAGAAGUUGAUGUUGCAGCCCAGGGGCAUACUUCUUCUGCCCCAAAUAUUUUCGUCAACCAAACUACAACAUCCCAGCCACUACUGCCGAUCCCCCAUACUGAGGACGAAGGUUACAGUGAACCACCCGCUAGCGACUUGAAUGAUAGUCAAUCCUUCCCAGCUAGCUAUCACAGUUCACAUUCCGGAGAGAAAGUAUUGUCUCAGCCUCUCCCACUGUCAAGUUCUUCCACUAAGACUCUACGCCAGCUAUCAAACAAUUCUUCACAAUUUCACGGCUCUGAGCCUGGUCCGUUUCCGGCUUCGCAUAGAAUCGCUCCUCCUCUAUCUCAAACUGACAUUGCCUCCCCGCUUACCGUAGUGCGCCCUGAGGUCACUGUACCAAGUAUAGAGACAGCCCCUAAGGAAGGUGUAAUACUCUUCGAGUCCGCAGCAUCCAAGCAAGCUUUCCAACCAACUUUCGUUUCCCACUUGGACUAUACGAGAGAGGCCCCAUCUUCGGCGUUUCACGCUCAGGGUAUUAUACAAAGCAUUGAGACACAACAAGACAUCCAUUUUCCAUCUUGCACUCCCAGGUCUAAAGUUAGGAUGGAGAGUAACAGUGCUUCGCUGGGAACUCUCAGCGGUUCAAAAGAUACUGUCGCCUUGUUGCGCGAGGCUAGACAACAGGCCAGCGCGAAAAGAGCUGCGGAACGUGCAGCAGCAAGGAGUGCAUCAACAAUGCCUGCAACCCCUCCGCCUCCCCCAGUUCUCGAACAUCCUCUGCCGCUACGCGAAGUUAUUGCGGAAAAGCUUGUCUCCAAAUCUGAGGUGCCGGCCGCUCUCGAGCCCGCUCCUUCAGCAAACAUUUCGCGCCAGCCGUCGCCGUUACCAGAAACAGACGUCAAAGAGGGCAUGACAAGAGAUUUGAGCAUCGCGAUACUAGGUGAUGAUGAGUACAUCGUUCCCCUGCCUUUAGUUGCCCAUACGCGCGACGUCUACGUUGCAUCUUUACGCAAGCGCAAAGAGCAAAGACUAGCCUUCUUCCACGGUUCUACUGACAAAGUCAUUGUGGGCGAUAUUGAGGAGAUGCUUGAGGAACUCGCAAGAAUUUGUGAUCACCUGGAUCUCAUUGCUUCUGAUUACUCUACACAGAGAGAAACGUCAAAUGAGACCCAGGCGAAAUAUGCAGAAACUAUAAGUACUAAAUGCAUAUUCAUUGCCGAGCUGGUUGGCGCAUUACGUCCUCAUGACAAACAUCUUGUCAUUCUCUCGCGAAGUGGAAGGAUGCAAGAAAUCCUACAAACAGUGCUCAUUCGUCACGGUUUCGGGAAACCAGAAAACAGUCAUACUUUCUUCGACAACUCGGACGGCUCCUUGCGGAUCAGUAUCUUGCCCACAGAUGGUGCAUACGUGGACGCUAGCCUCGAGCCUGCUUCUGUCGUUGUUGCAUUUAGUCCAGUGUCUGACGUUCGGCCAUACUCCAACCUUCGAACCAACCCGGCGACUCCGAGUCGCAGAGCCCCCCUCUUAUCCUUGAUAAUUACUCACUCUAUCGAACAUCUCAACCUUUGCUUUGAUCAAAGUAUUCGGGGCAUUGACCGGAAUUUAAAGUUAGCCACGUGCAUAAGUCAGAUACAACGUAAUGUCGGUAAAUCUAGUGCAGACGACUACCCACCGCCUCCAGAGGCCGCAGUCGCUGUAGCUCAGUUCUUGACAGGACCAGACAACGAAUGGCUUAUCCCUCAAAUACCGAUCAUACAUGGCAUGGACCUCCGCCGACUUCCUUCUACCGAUCACUCAGACUCAAGACUUGAUCAACAGCUCUCUGGCUCCACUACUCAAUCCUGGGAUGUACCCUUUACCCAACAGGUGUCUGCUUCCAAGCGACAACUGAUUGACCACGAAACCGACUUUGAGUCCACAAAGCGCCAGAGAUUAACACCUUUUCCAGACGGACAGAUUGACGAUUCCCAAUUGACUCAUGUUAGCGUGUCAACGGGAACAGCUUCCUCCGCCAAAAUCUCUGCCCAGAUUGACGUACAGCAGCCGAGUCAGCAGUCCGAUACAAGCAGCCACGGCGUCAACGACCGUGUUAUCACACUUGAAAGAAAGGUUGGUGAUCUUGGAAACGAGCUGAGGCUGAAGGAAGCGUCGAACACCGAGUUGCGACUUGCAAACCAGGAGCUGGAGGAGCGGCUGCAUAAUAUGGAGCUAAGCUUCCAAAAGAUUCAACCUCGAUUCCAGGAAGCUCUAAAUGAUCGUGCUCAUUUCGAAAAAGAAAUCACCAGCGCGCUACAAGUUCAGGCCAGAUUACAACAAAAGGCUGACGCUAAAGAUGAGCUAGAACGAGAACUGAGCGAAGCUCGCGCAGCUUUAUCGUCAUCUUCUAUCCCUGAAAUAGCUGCUUUCAACAAGCUGAAGGGAGAAAUAUUAGCAUUGAAGACCGAGAUUGACCGUCUUGAGAAACGGCGCAUCACUGCAUCGAAUGAACAAGCAUUUUUCUCGAACCAAUAUCAAUUAGCGUCGGCAGAGGCGCAGCAAGCCAAGCAACAAAACGCGAUAUAUGAAGAAGAGCUCAAAGCCCUUCGGCCGAAGUGCGCCUCAAAUGCAGUCGAGAUUCAUCAAAUUCAUAAUGAUUCGGAAAUAUCGCAGCACUUGGACAAGAUCAGGCAGCUGGCCGCGCUGAACGCCGAGUAUGAAAGAGAAUUAGAGAAGAAGAAUGAAGAGUUGAGAGCACUCAAGAACGGUAGAAGAGGGGCAACUCGUGGAACGUCUGUACCAAGGAGCCCAAGACUAGGUGCAGGGACUAUGAGCCCAGGAAAUGGCGCCGUACGAAGAGUAGUUGCGCACGGGAGUCGAGGAAAUAGUCCAGCACCCAGUGAGCUGGCUAGGGGUCAAUUUGGGGAAGCGCUUUUUCAGGGUAUGGGUACAGGACGUUGGGCGACUCAUUUACAACAAUGA
Messenger RNA from Glarea lozoyensis ATCC 20868, 4272 nucleotides. RefSeq names its product Chromo. Lineage: Eukaryota; Fungi; Ascomycota; Leotiomycetes; Helotiales; Helotiaceae. The transcript has 5 exons. The record is from RefSeq and is a predicted model, not a curated record. Gene Ontology annotation, cellular component: HDA1 complex. Bases 1 to 4272 code for a protein of 1423 amino acids.